Chrysochloris asiatica (Cape golden mole) is the source of this 1818-nucleotide messenger RNA. It is a transcript of the gene LMOD1, whose product is annotated as leiomodin 1 (smooth muscle). Gene Ontology annotation, biological process: myofibril assembly; pointed-end actin filament capping; muscle contraction. Gene Ontology annotation, cellular component: striated muscle thin filament; myofibril. Gene Ontology annotation, molecular function: tropomyosin binding; actin binding. The transcript is spliced from 2 exons. The record is from RefSeq and is a predicted model, not a curated record. Bases 1 to 1818 code for a protein of 605 amino acids. Lineage: Eukaryota; Metazoa; Chordata; Mammalia; Afrosoricida; Chrysochloridae.
AUGUCUAAGGUAGCCAAGUAUCGCCGGCAGGUGAGCGAAGACCCCGAUAUCGACAGCCUGCUGUCCACCCUAUCUCCUGAGGAGAUGGAGGAAUUGGAGAAGGAGCUGGAUGUGGUGGAUCCAGAUAUGAGCAUUCCUGUGGGGCUGCGGCAGAGAAACCAGACGGAGAAGCAGUCUACCGGCAUGUACAACCGGGAAGCCAUGCUCAACUUCUGUGAAAAGGAGACCAAGAAACUGAUUCAGAGGGAGAUGUCCAUAGAUGAAAGCAAGCAAGUAGAAACCAAGACAGAUGCCAAGAAUGGAGAGGAAAGGGGCAAAGAUGCCAGCAAAAAAACCCUGGGCCCCAGACGGGAUUCUGACCUAGGGAGAGAGCCAAAGAGGGGUGGCCUAAAGAAAACCAUCUCAAAAGACAAAGAUGAGACUGAUAGCAAAAUCAAUGAGAAGCCUAAGGAGGAAAAGGUCAUCAGGGGCAUUGACAAGGGCAGGGUCAGGGCUGCAGUGGACAAGAAGGAGGCAGGCAAGGAUGGCAGAGGAGAGGAGAGGGUCAUGGCCACAAAGAAAGAAGAUGAGAAGAAAGGGAGUGACAGGAACACAGGUCCUAGCAGAGACAAAGAUAAGAGAGAGGAGAUGAAGGGAAUAACCAAGAAAGAGGAUAACGGGAAGGUAAAGGGGGAAAGUAGGAACCCGGACACCAAGAAAGAGGAUUGGAAAAUGAAAAGAGAAAGUGGGGACACAGGCACGAAGAAGGAGGAUGAGAAGGCAAAGAGAGGAAGUGGAAACACAGAAGCAAAAAAGGAGGAUGAGAAAGUUAAGAAGAAUGAGUUCCAAAACAAAAAAGAGCCCAAGGAAGAGAGCAAGACCAAAGCACUAGAGGGAAGCCCUUCAGAGAAGCAACCCCCAAGUGGCCCUGCCAAGCCCUCUGAAGGAUCUGCCAAGGUGGAGGAGGAAGCAGCUCCCAGCAUAUUUGACGAACCUCUGGAGAAAGUGAAGAACAAUGAUCCAGAGAUGACUGAGGUCAAUGUCAACAACUCAGAUUGCAUCACAAAUGAGAUCUUGGUCCGGUUUACUGAGGCUCUGGAAUUCAACACCGUGGUCAAGGUGUUUGCCUUGGCCAACACACGAGCUGAUGACCAUGUGGCCUUUGCCAUCGCCAUCAUGCUCAAAGCCAACAAGACUAUCACCAGCCUCAACCUGGACUCCAACCACAUCACAGGUAAAGGCAUCCUGGCCAUCUUCCGAGCUCUCCUCCAGAACAACACACUGACUGAGCUCCGUUUCCACAACCAGCGACACAUCUGCGGUGGCAAGACGGAAAUGGAGAUUGCCAAAUUACUCAAGGAGAACACCACCCUGCUCAAGCUGGGCUACCAUUUUGAGUUGGCUGGACCCCGAAUGACCGUCACCAACCUGCUCAGCCGCAACAUGGACAAGCAGCGACAAAAACGGCUGCAGGAGCAAAGGCAGGCACAGGAGGCCAGUGGAGAGAAGAAGGAUCUGCUGACGGUGCCCAAGGUGGGUGCCCUGGCCAAGGGUUCUCCCAAGCCCUCACCUCAACCAUCUCCAAAGCCCUCUCCAAAGAACUCACCCAAGAAGGGGGGUGCUCCAGCCGCCCCACCACCACCUCCACCUCCCUUGGCACCACCCCUUAUCAUGGAGAACCUGAAGAACUCUCUCUCACCAGCUACCCAAAGGAAGAUGGGAGACAAAGUGCUCCCUGCCCAAGAGAAGAACUCACGUGACCAGCUACUGGCCGCCAUCCGCUCCAGCAACCUCAAGCAGCUCAAGAAGUUAAGUAGUUGUGGGCGUGGGCAACAGUGA